Messenger RNA from Phyllostomus discolor (pale spear-nosed bat), 1501 nucleotides. RefSeq names its product S-phase kinase associated protein 1 (gene SKP1). Lineage: Eukaryota; Metazoa; Chordata; Mammalia; Chiroptera; Phyllostomidae. Gene Ontology annotation, biological process: SCF-dependent proteasomal ubiquitin-dependent protein catabolic process. Gene Ontology annotation, molecular function: cullin family protein binding. The transcript has 6 exons. The coding region runs from base 155 to 646 and encodes 163 amino acids. Gene Ontology annotation, cellular component: nucleus; cytoplasm. The record is from RefSeq and is a predicted model, not a curated record.
CCACCGGCCCCGGGUCCUUGACGCAUGCGCCGCUCCUAUAAAAGCCGACGCUGCGCCGCGCUGCCGAAGGGACCUUGUUUUCCGCCUUUCCUUGUUUUGUGUGCGGACGUAGCCCCGCUCUCGUCAGCCUCCGGCCCGCUCUCUACCGAGCACCAUGCCUUCAAUUAAGUUGCAGAGUUCUGAUGGAGAGAUAUUUGAAGUUGAUGUUGAAAUUGCCAAACAGUCUGUGACUAUCAAGACCAUGCUAGAAGAUUUGGGAAUGGAUGAUGAAGGCGAUGAUGACCCAGUUCCUCUACCAAAUGUUAAUGCAGCAAUAUUAAAAAAGGUCAUUCAGUGGUGCACCCACCACAAAGAUGACCCUCCUCCUCCUGAGGAUGAUGAGAACAAAGAAAAACGAACUGAUGAUAUCCCUGUGUGGGACCAAGAAUUCCUGAAAGUUGACCAAGGAACGCUUUUUGAACUUAUUCUGGCUGCAAACUAUUUAGACAUCAAAGGUUUGCUUGAUGUUACAUGCAAGACUGUUGCCAAUAUGAUCAAGGGGAAAACUCCUGAAGAGAUUCGUAAGACCUUCAACAUCAAAAAUGACUUUACCGAAGAAGAGGAAGCCCAGGUACGCAAAGAGAACCAGUGGUGCGAAGAGAAGUGAAACGUUGUGCCUGACACUGUAACACUGUAAGGAUUGUUCCAAAUACUAGUUGCACUGCUCUGUUUAUAAUUGUUAAUAUUAGACAAACAGUAGACAAAUGCAGCAGCAAAUCAACUGUAUUAGCAGAGUACUGUCCUCAUUGCAUGUGUAGUUUGGGUAUAGACUCCAAACCUAUGGCUGACUUUUUUCCAGUAUGAUCAAAAAGUUUCUCUCUUUGCUCUAAAUAAAACUGAAUUGUGGGUUCUCUAUGGUAAGUGGCAUUUUGGGCUUUUCCUCUUUUUGUAAAGCAAUUUCUUCCUAGUUUAUUGUCCAGUUUUCUUUAGUUUAGUGACCUUUUAAAAGUUGGCAUUGUAAAUAAAACAACUUGCAAAAGUUUUCUGAAAUAGAAUUAACAAUGUAUUAUCUUUAUUCAUGAGUUGGAGGCUGGAAAAAGGCUACUUGAGGUAAAUGUUACAAUUUGGGUUAAUAGGAUGUCUUCCAGCUUCCUGGAGUCAAGGAGCACCGCUGAUACAGAUUAGCCUGUAUGUGGCAGGGUUCCCCUAAUUGGAUCUGAGGACUUGUUUUUGUGUUUUUAAUCCUCUCAGCUUUGAAUGUGUUGGCUAGAGACUCAGUUACUACUUAAUUUGUGGUUUUGGAGGAAAUAUAAUUAGUUGUUAAUUUUUCAAUUAGAAAAGACAACCCUAGUGGUAUGUCAUCUUUUUAUAAUCAGUGAUCCCAUAUGGGGAAAACUAUUCAUAGUAUUUGCAUGUAAAACAGUUUUAACCUUUAACAUUAAAACGUGUGGCAAAACCCCAGAAAGCAUCCAUUAUGAAUGCAACAUAAUUUAAAUAAAAUGUAAGUUACAUAGUAGGUAGU